AUGAGCUUCAUGGGAAGGAAGAGCGACGCCAAGUCCGAGGACGUGGCCCACGUGCCGCCCGAGCUCUCCGACUUGCACUGCUUCACUGAGACCGGCGGCGUCAUCACGACGAGAAAUAUCUUCGGCCAGAUUGACGCUCACACGCCGGCAGCAAUGUUCGACAUCCCCGGGUACCGCGUGGUGCGGACGCUGGGCGCAGUGUACGGGCUCUCGGUGCGGUCGCGCAACAUCGCGGCGAGCCUCGGCAUGGUGAUUAAGUCACUGGCAGGGGGCGAGCUGCGGUGGUUCACGACAAUGCUGUACAACUGCCGCAACGAUGCGCUGGGCAGGGUGGUCAGCGAGUGCAAGCAGCGCGGCGGCAAUGCCAUCAUCUGCCUGCGGUUCGACGCGGCGGACCUGGGUGGGUUCGCGCAGACGUGUGCAUACGGGACGGCCUGCGUCGUGGAGAAGAUUGACGAAGACGCCGCCGUCGCGCCCCAGCUUGCUUCUUAG
Messenger RNA from Colletotrichum higginsianum IMI 349063, 492 nucleotides. RefSeq names its product YjfJ protein. Lineage: Eukaryota; Fungi; Ascomycota; Sordariomycetes; Glomerellales; Glomerellaceae. Bases 1 to 492 code for a protein of 163 amino acids. The transcript has 2 exons. The record is from RefSeq and is a predicted model, not a curated record.